GUUUAUUGGAACUCAUUGUGGGGUCCUUAUUUCUGUUGUUCUAAGUGGGGUGUUAUUAUGCUUGUUCUAAGCAUGGGGCCGGACAUUAAGGUGAAAUAGUAUGAAAUAGUAUGCCCAGAUUGGCCUGCAUGCGGGGCAGAGCAUGCAAGCUGGAUCCCGAGCCUUUGGGUGAGGUAUGGAAUCCUCUCUCCCGCCAAGCUUUUGUAGGACAUGCACUUCUGAAGCUGGAUGUUUGUAAAUUGAAUUCAAUUACAAAUAGACCGAAGGGUGUAGGAAAUUUUGCAAUGCAAAAGGACUCCUGGUAACUUCAACACUCCCUUAAAACCUCAAAAGACUCCACACCUCCUCUUUGCUGGGGACUAAGGACAGACAGACGGACUUUUUAUUUUCCUGGCUUCCAGUACAAUGUUCAGCAUCUAUUGGGCACAAAAACGACAUGGCACCAAUGAACCCUAAAAAUGCUCCUAAUAUCUGAGGAAUCUCAAGAGAGCUGAGCUAACUGGACAUGAUGCCUGCCUGGCUGGUCUCUCUUUUGAGUAUGGAAGUCCUACUGUUAGCAAAGCCUUAUUCGAGUUUCCAGAUUGAACCGGCAGAAGGUAGCCUUGCAGGGGGAACAUGGAUCACAGUUGUAUUUGAUGGUUUGGAUAGAAGUAUUCUUUACCACAACAAUGGCUCCCAGCUGGAGAUAGACCUGGUGAGUGUGGCAAUACCUACCUUGAGGAUCCCCUGUGAUGUCUCUCCAGUCUUCCUCUUCGCGGAUUUGCCUGUGGUGACAUGCCAGACGAGGUCUCUUUCCUCAGAAGCACAUGCAGGUCCAUACUCCGUGGAAAUAUCCUUUGGGGAGCAAGUGCUAGCCACUCCAUGUCCUGGAUCACUAGACAGCUGCACUUUCAAGUUUUCCAAGGAUCAGACACCUGUUUUAUAUCAAGUUUUCCCAGCAAGUGGAGUUCCAGGAGCAGUAGUGCACGUGUACGGCCGGGUCAUCACUAACUGGCUGGAGACCUUCGAUCCUGAUGUGGACUACAUAGAGAGCCCAUUGAUCCUAGAAGCUGGAGGAGACAAAUGGCUUACUCCGUGUUCUCUUAUAAACAGGCAGACAGGAAGCUGUUUUCCCAUCCAGGAGGAACAUGGCCUUGGGACUGUGCAGUGUCGUGUGGAAGGCGAUUAUAUUGGUUCUCAGAAUGUUAGUUUUUCAGUAUUUAACAAAGGGAGGUCGAUGGUGCAUAAGGAAGCCUGGCUCAUCAGUGCUAAACAGGAACUGUUCCUGUACCAGACAUACCCAGAAAUCUUAUCCGUGUUUCCAAAAGUUGGGAGCCUUGGGGGAAGAACAGAUAUCAUCAUUACAGGAGAUUUCUUUGACCCUUCUGCCCGGGUUACCAUUGCAGGCAUCCCAUGUGAUAUUAGACAUGUGUCUCCCAGGAAGAUUGAGUGUACUACCAGGGCUCCAGGAAAUGAAGCAAGGCUCACUGCUCCUCAGGCAGGCAAUCGAGGACUCCGUUUUGAAGUUGGAGAUGCUACUAAGGAUGAGGAACUGACUGAAGCCACCCCAGGGUACAGGUGGCAGAUAGUUCCUAAUGCCAGUUCUCCAUCUGGCUUUUGGUCAAAGGAAGGGAGACCUUUCAGAGCACGGCUCAGUGGGUUCUUUGUGGCUCCAGAGAUAAACAAUUACACAUUCUGGAUCCAGGCAGACAGCCAAGCUUCCUUGUGUUUCAGUUCUUCAGAGGAGCCAAGGACCAAGGUAGAAGUGGCCUCUGUUGGAGUUGGCACUGCUGAUUGGCUUGACUCUUGGGAGCAGAUCAGGCAUGAAGGGAGCUGGCACCAGAAGACAGCCAAGCUAGAACUGCAGGGCGGAGCCAAGUACUACUUGGAAGCAGAGCAGCAUGGGAUAGCUCCCAGCAGAGGGAUGAGAAUUGGUGUCCAGAUCCACAACACCUGGCUGAAUCCAGAUGUGGUCAACACUUACCUUCUGGAGAAACACCAGAUCCGAGCCCGAGCCCAGAGACUUCCAGACAUACAGGUGUUGAAUGUGUCCGGUAAAGGAAACUUUUUCCUUACUUGGGGCAAUGUAUCCAGCCAGCCAGUUCCUGCAAAUGCCACAGCCCAACAGAUCCAAACCACCAUUGAAGAGUUGCUUAUGGUGAAAUGCAACCUGGAACCCCUUUCAGCCCGUGUUCUACUCCGGCUUGGGUUUGAGCAAGGCUUAGAAGGCUCCAGAUCUGAUGGGGUCCUCACCAGUUCAACUGAACCCUUCUGUGGCAGAUUCAGCCUUGGUCAACUUGGACAUCUCACCCUAAUUCCAGAGGCUCUGGACAAGGGCUAUCAGCUGGAUCGAUACCCAUAUCUGUGCCUUGCAUACAGAGGCCAUAUGAACAAGACCCUGGGCGUGACUGUUUCUUUCCUAUCUGGCUUCCAAAAUAUUACGAAGAAUAUCACCUGUGACUGGAAUCUUACAGAUCUCCACCCUGAGAGCUGGCAGUUCACUUGCAUUAACCUCUGGGACACAUGUGUGCGUCACUCUGAGGAUCUCCAGUCUUCUCUGGCAAACACCCCAUUGCUAGUUCAUCGGAUUGACAUCCGCCCCAUGGUUCCGGAGGCAGGCCUGCUCUAUGUGGAUGAAAUUAUUCUUGCAGACACCAACGUAACAGUUUCUCAAGCUGAUUCUGGAAUACCCUGCCCAGGUGGGAAUGUGGUGGAGUCAGUAUCGGUGGUGGGAGUCCCUCCAGUCUACACCAUAGCCUCCUGGUUGGCAGGAUGUGGCUCAGAGCUCCCUCUCAUCACUGCAUGCUAUGUGUCCACGGAAGAAACAGGAGAUGGAUCUGAAUUGGUUGAGGUGACAGCUCAAAGACUCCAGAGGACAAGCCCACCUUUGGGAGGACACUUUUUCCUCUACCUCUCUGACACAGUGAUACCUGAUGUUCCGGUGCACAUGUCUGCCCGACAGCUGCAUAAGCUACUGCAGGACAGUGCGGAUGAGUCCACAUCUGGAUAUGUCAAUGCCGGAGACUUCACUGUGACAGAGGAUCUGAAUUCCUGCUAUGAACAUGUGUGGACUCUUUCUUGGACCACUCAGAUUGGGGAUUUGCCCAAUUUUAUCAGGGUCUCUGAUCAGAAUCUUACCGGGGUGAGUCCCGCUGUAACUGCUCGCGUGGUACAUGAUGGUGGAGUUUUCCUUGGACCCAUCUUUGGAGACAUGUUGGCUACUGCCAACCAGCAAACUCAGGUGGCUGUACAGGUGAAUGACAUACCAGCCUAUUGUUCAGGCUCCUGUUCUUUCCAAUACCAGCAAGAGUCAACUCCCAGUGUGGACCAUGUGUGUUAUUCCCUUGGAAAUGAUGUCAGCUUGCUGGUUCAUUUUACUGGAACUGGUUUCCCUAGAGAUCCCCAGUUCUUACAGGUCACGGUGAACAAAACUAGCUGUGAAGUUAUUUUCUCAAACGAAACCAACGUGGCCUGUGAGCUGGCCCUGCUACCAGUUGGAGAGCACCGGAUUUUUAUGCUGGUGAUACCAUCAGGCCUUGCUGUUAAUGCCAGUGGAGAAGACCUCUUCCUGCACGUGGAACCCAGGCUAGAUGCUGUGGAGCCUUCUACAGCCGCAGAGAUUGGAGGACAGUGGGUUACCCUCCGAGGCUCUAGUUUGGAAGGUGUUAGCCUGGUGUUAUUUGGAACGCAGUCAUGUAUCAUUGAUGUCAUUAGAAGCAAUUCACAACAAAUUCAAUGCAAAGUCCCACCUAAGGGGAAAGAUGGAUACACUGUGAAUGUGACUGUGAUCAGUGGAGACCACUCUACAGUUCUUGACAGAGCAUUUACAUAUGUCUCCUCUUUAAAUCCAGUGAUUGUGUCUUUGAGCAGAAACAGAAGCAACAUAGCAGGAGGUGAGAUUCUGUUCCUUGGGAUGUCACUGCUGGUGAACUACACAGAUCUGGAUGUGCAAAUCUAUGUGCAGGAUGCUUCUUCUCAGGUCCUUUCACAGACAGUGUGGGGACUGGAGGUAGUGUUGCCUCCACUAGUGCCUGGCAUCCAUGCGAUUUCAGCAUUCAUCAAUGGAGUCAGUAUUCAUUCACAAGGGGUUGACCUCCAUAUCCAGUACCUCACUGAAGUUUUCAGCGUGGAACCUUGCUCUGGGUCUCUCUUGGGAGGGACUCUCCUCGGUCUCUCAGGAACAGGACUGGGCAGAGACCCAGCUCUGAUUCGGGUGCUUGUGGACAGUCAUCCUUGUGAUAUUGUGAACGUAACAGAAGUGAACAUUUGGUGUGAGACUCCUCCAGCUGUACUACCACCCAGGGCAGAUGUUCUCACUGUCCCAGCCUCUGUGGAGAUCUGGGCUGGCAACACUUCCUUCUUCCAUGGACCAAGCUUGGUGGGGAAGGGCUUUACCUUCACAUAUGAAGCAGCCACAACACCAGUGGUCACUGCUAUGUGGGGAGAAUUCAGGAACAACAGUGUGAGGUUUUAUGUGAAAGGAAAUAACAUCUCUGACUCAGUCAUUCUUUUGGGGUCCUUGAAAUGUGACCUUGAAGUACAAGUUUUUGGUGAUCACAUGAACCUGUCUGGCUGCUCCUUUCCUCUUCAUAGUUUGGAAGCCAGGGUCUAUACUCUCCAAGUUCGUCACAAGAGGAUGGGGUUUGCCAAUAUGUCUGUGGUGCCUCAGAAAUUUGAGUUGUCACCUCAGAUUAUUGCCAUCUUCCCAACACAUGGGUCUAAAUGUGGUGGGACAAUACUUACUGUAAAGGGCAUGGCCUUCAGUUCCAGAAGGAGGUCAGUUCAUGUUGACAUUUCAGGUCCUUUUGCUUGCAUGAUUUUGAGUUUGGAAGACCAUACAGUCCUUUGCCAGACCAGCUUUGUGGGUGACCAGUUUUCUGAAUCAUCAUUGGCUCUAAACAUCACAGUUCUGGUCAAUGGGCUGACCAGCAAGUGUGAGGGGAACUGUACAUUCUUCAUAGAGGAAGCAGCAACUCCUAUUGUGGAUGCUUUGACUAUAAGCAUCAGUGGAUCUCUAACCAUGGUGCUGAUGAGAGGCCGGAGGUUAGGUACCACUGCUGAUGAGCCAAUAGCAUUUGUGGAUGAUCAACUUCCCUGCCACACAACUUUCUUCAAUACCAGCCAUGUGGCAUGCCAGAUAAGAGAUUUGGCCCCAGGGUUCCACUAUCUGUCAGCUGUUCAUACAAGUGCUGGAUACGCUUGCCUCAACAGUGUUUCUAGAAACUUCUUCAUCGUGCCUCAGGUACUUGAUUAUUUUCCUAAGGACUUUAGCAUCCAUGGUGGAAGUCUCUUGACUAUAAAAGCCACAGUCCUGCGAGGAUGGAAAGCUACAGUUGUCUAUGUUGGCCGGCAGGUUUGUCUAACAGCGAACAUCAGUUCUGAGUUCAUCCAGUGCAUUGUUCCUGCAGGAAAUGGCUCUGCUGCUCUGGAAGUUGAUGUGGAUGGAGUUUUAUACCACAUAGGAUUUGUUGAUUACAGCAGCAUCUUUACCCCAGAAUUGCUUUCUGUUUCACAGAGCAAAGACAUCUUAACCUUUACAGUGGCCCGGAUCUCAGGGGCUGCAAAUGUUGACAUUUUUAUUGGGACAUCACCAUGUCUAGGUGUUGCUGGUAACCGUACAGUUCUCCAGUGCAUGGUCCCUUUGCUUCCUGCUGGGGAGUAUCUUGUCACAGGUUAUGAUCACAGCAGAGGAUGGGCCUCAUCCACUCUCAUUCUUGUGCUGAGAGCCACUGUGACCUCAGUGACAGGGAACUAUGGAUGCCUGGGUGGAAGGCUUUUGCAUGUGCUUGGAGCAGGAUUUUCUCCAGGGAACAUCUCAGCUGCCGUAUGUGGUGCUCCGUGCCAAGUCUUGGCUAAUGCGACAGUGUCUGCCUUCAGCUGCUUGGUUCUGCCUCUGGAUGUGUCCUUGGCUUUCCUAUGUAACCUGAGGCAUGCAGAAGACAGCUGUCAAGUCAGGAGCCCCACCUACUUGCAAUGUGAUUUGACCAUCUCCAUGGGAACAGAGAGACUGCCUGGAUCCUGGCCUUACAUCUACCUUUGUGAAGAGAGUUCCCUGAUCCUCUUCGAACCAAAUCACUGGGCAGAGUCAGUCUCUCCAUCGUUCUCAGGCCUCUUCCUCAGCCCUAAAGUGGAAAGAGAUGAAGUUCUCAUCUAUAAUAGCUCCUGUAACAUUACCAUGGAAACUGAGGCAGAGAUGGAGUGUGAGACGCCUAAACAGCCAAUUACCACCAAGAUUACUGAGAUACAGAAAAGCUGGGGCCAGAACACUCAGGGCAACUUUUCCUUCCAAUUCUGCCGAAGGUGGUCCAGGCCUCACAGUUGGUUUUCUCAAAGAGUGCCACACGAUGGCGACAGUGUCACAGUGGAGACCGGUCACCUGCUACUGCUUGAUGCGAACACUAGCUUCCUGAACGCCCUGCACAUUAAAGGUGGCAAGUUGAUCUUCAUGGAGCCGGGACCCAUUGAGCUCAGAGCCCACUCCAUCCUUAUUACAGAUGGUGGAGAGCUCCGUAUUGGAUCUGAGGACAAGCCUUUCCAAGGCAAAGCUCAGAUCAAAAUCUAUGGAAGUGUCCAUUCCACUCCCUUCUUUCCCUAUGGAGUCAAGUUCCUAGCUGUGAGGAAUGGAACUCUUUCCCUGCAUGGUUCAGUUCCAGAGGUUACUGUCACCUAUCUUCAAGCAGCUGCACAUGCAGGAGACACAGUGUUGGCUCUGGGGGAAGCGGUGGACUGGCACCCUGGGGAUGAGGUUGUCAUUACCAGUGGGAUGACUGUAGAAGGUGCUGAAGCAACAGAAGAAGUUGUUGUUGUAGAAACUGUCCGCAAUGCAGACCUCCAUCUCAGGAACCCUCUGAGAUAUUCCUACAAUUUCAGAGAGAACUGGGUAGCUGGAGAGAAUCAUAUUUUGAAGGCAACAGUUGCUCUCCUCAGUAGGAACAUUAUCAUCCAAGGAAAUCUCACUCUUGAGAGGGCAAAGCUUCUCAAUUCAUGUCAGGAGGCCAACACUGCUGAAGGUAACCUGAAGCACUGUUUGUAUUCUAAGAGUGAGAAGAUGCUGGGAGCCAGGGAUCUGGGGGCCAGAGUCAUCAUUCAGUCCUUCCCAGAGGAACCCAGCUUGGUCAAGCUGAAGGGACUGCAGUUCAGAAACCUGGGACAGGCCUUCCAUAAGCAUCUGAGCUCACUCACACUGGUGGGAGCUAUGAGAGGCUCUUAUCUCCAAAGUUGUUCAGUGUGGGACUCCUUCAGCAGAGGCCUUAGCAUGCACAGGACCUGGGGUCUGAAGGUGGACAGUAAUAUAUUCUAUAAGAUUGUAGGUCAUGCCAUGCUGCUGGGAGCUACUUUAGUUCAUUCUUUUCAAAGCUCAUUCUUUCCUGUGCUGCAUGGAUUUUGCACAAGUCUCCCCUGUCUGUCCAUGACAGUUGCUCAUGUGGAACAUUCUCUCUCCCGUACACCUCCAGGGUCCUACCUGGACAGAAGGUUUAGCACUAGUGAGAAUGUUACUGGAAGAAAAAAUGGUUGGUGGGAACAGGGAAGUACAAUAAGAAACAAUGUGAUCAUCAGUGUUUCUGGGGCUGAGGGACUGUCCAGUUCUGAAAUGUUGGCACCGGCUGGCAUCUACACUUUCAGUCCCACCAAUGUGAUUGAGGGCAACAGAGUGUGUGCAGCUGGCUAUGGAUAUGUCUUCCACCUUGUGACCAGCCAAACAUUACAAGCUCCACUCCUCUCAUUCAAUCGGAAUACUGCUCAUUCUUGUACAAGAUAUGGUCUCCUUGUAUAUCCUAAAUUUCAACCACCUUGGAAUAAUGAGACUGGCUUCACUCUGUUCCAAAACUUCAUGGUUUGGGGAAGCACUGGUGGUGCCCAGAUUUUUAGAAGUACCAAUCUACACCUGAAAAACUUCCAAGUUUAUGCAUGCAGAGAUUUUGGAAUUGACAUUUUGGAAAGUGAUGUGAACACUUUGAUUACUGACAGCUUUUUACUUGGUCAUUUCACCCACAAGGGAAGUCUAUGUAUGUCAGCUGGGAUCAAAACUCCACAAAGAUGGGAACUGACCAUUUCUAACACAACUUUUGUUAAUUUUGAUCUCAACUGUGUGGCCAUCAGAACCUGUUCUGGCUGUUCCCAAGGACAGGGUGGAUUUACUGUGAAGACCAGGCAAUUGAAAUUUGUAAAUUCAUCAAAUUUAGUAGCAUUUCCAUUUCCUCAUGCAGCAGUUUUGGAAGACUUAGACGGGUCCCUGUCUGGGAAAAAUGGAUCUCAUGUUCUUGCUUCUAUGGAAACCCUCUCAGACACAUGCUUGACCAAUGCAAGCUUCAGCCAGAUUGUUUCUGGCAGCGUCUGUGGGGAAGCUGUUCUCUUCCAUCGGAUGUCUAUUGCUCUAGCCAAUAGCCUUAAUGUUCCUAAGAAUUUAACCAUGACUGACAGCAGUAAUAAGACAAUCACUGUCAAUUAUGUGGAAGACACAUUGUCUAACUACUACGGCUGGAUCGCUCUACUCUUGGAUCAAGAGACCUACUUGCUGCAGUUCGAGGGCCCUUGGAUGAACAGAUCUUUGCAGUACUCAGCAACAUUUGACAGCUUUGCCCCUGGAAAUCACCUCCUGAUAAUGCACAGGGAUCUACCACCUUAUUCUGACAUCCUCCUGAGAUGUGGGAGUCAGGUGGGCCAGUCACUUCCAUCUCAUCCUUUGCCUAGCCAAGACAGAGCCUGCGAUUGGUUCUUCAAUAGGCAGUUGAGGCAGCUCACCUACCUGGUUUCAGGUGAAGGUCAAGUUAAGGUGUUUCUCCAACUGAAGCAUGGUGCACCUCCAAGUGUUUCAGCUUCUACAUCAGUACCUGAAUCAGCUUCAAGAUGGUCUUUUCCUGAAACAUGGCAAGAUGUUGAAAAAGGCUGGGGAGGAUACAACCACACCAUUCCAGGACCUGGUGAUGAUGUCUUGAUUUUACCCAGGAUUGGAUUGAGGACUUUUUAUAUACUAGCCAAGCCCUCAACCAUGAAGCUACAUCUCCAACUCUUGAACUUCCUCUCUCCUAAUUUCCAACCUUCAUUGAUGCAAGUGUGCUCAACUGAGUCUGGCUCAAGGUUGAUACUACGUGGUGCUUGGAUGAAGAACUUGGACAAGACUGUUCUUGUGGAUACUGAUCUCCCAGUGCUUCGAUGCCUCUAUGUGAUGGGUACCUUGGAUUUCCCUGUGGACAGAAGCAAUGUUCUGAGUGUAGCGUGCUUACUCAUUGCAGGAGGGGAGCUGAAAGUAGGCACUUUGGAAAACCCCUUAGAAAAAGACCAAAGACUUCUGAUAUUCCUUAGAGCCUCAGAAGGAAUCUUCUGUGACCAUUUUGAAGGAAUUCAUGUUGACCCAGGAACAAUUGGAGUUUAUGGGAAACUUCGCCUUUACAGUGCUUAUCCUAAGAAAUCCUGGGUACACCUUGGAGCUGACAUUGCACCGGGAAAUGAGAAGAUUAUAGUACACAAUGCAGUGGACUGGCAGCCUCAUGACACAAUUGUUCUCAGCUCUUCUUCUUAUGAGGCUCAUGAGGCAGAGGUCCUCACUGUGAAGGAAGUCAAGGGCCAUCACAUCAGGAUCUAUGAACGUCUAAAGCACAGGCACAUUGGAAGUGCCCAUAUCAUGGAGGAUGGCCAACAGGUUCAUUUGGCUGCUGAGGUUGGGCUGUUGACCAGAAACAUUAGAAUUCAGCCUGACUCACCCUGUAGCGGGAGGCUCCUUGUGGGGUCCUUCAGGAAGUCUAGCGGAGAAGACUUUUCUGGUGUUCUUCAACUUCUCAAUGUAGAAAUUCAGAACAUGGGAAUGCCAUUGUAUUCAUCUAUUGAAUUCACUGGUGUAUCAGCUGGAUCCUGGGUAAUAUCUUCUACUGUACAUCAAAGCUGCAGUGUGGGAAUCCAUGCGUCUUCCAGUCAUGGGGUGAUUUUAAACGAUAACGUAGUGUUUUGCACAAAUGGCCAUGGCAUCGAUGUAGAGGGUCAGAACUAUUCUCUCACCAAUAAUCUUGUCAUUCUGACAAUGCAGUCAGCAAACUCAUCUCCUUGGGUGGCAGGAAUCAAAGUGAACUAUGCAGAGGACAUCAUUCUCCAUGGCAAUGUGGUGGCAGGAUCUGAGAGACUUGGUUUUCAUGUCAGUGGUCAUGGGUGCUCCUCUGAAGUUCUUUGGUCUGACAAUGUGGUCCACUCAAGCCUCCAUGGCCUUCACCUCUACAAGAAACAUGAAUCUAACAACUGUACUGGUGUCUCUGGAUUUAUGGCUUUUAAGAACUUUGACUAUGGUGCCAUGGUUCAGACAGAGAAUAGUGUGGACAUACAGAAUAUCACUCUGGUAGACAAUACUGUUGGUCUUUUGGCUAUCACAUAUGUAUCUUCUGCUCUACUGAGCUCUGUCAGCACUGUACAGAUUACACUUAGGAAUUCAGUCAUUGUGGCCACUAGCUCCUCUUUUGACUGCAUCCAUGACAGAAAGGCUCCUCAGUCAGCCAACUGGACAUCAGCAGAUAGAGCACCUUCCAAUCCCAGAGGAGGCCGAAUCGGUAUCCUGUGGCCUGUUUCUGCCUCAGAACCAAGUGGAUGGCCCCAGGAGCCAUGGCACAAAGUAAGGAGCAGUCAUUCAGUUCCAGGAAUUAUGAAGCUUCAAGAUGUCACCUUUUCUGGUUUUGUGAAGAGUUGCUAUAGCAACGAUCUGGAUGUCUGCAUCCUGCCUAAUGAGUAUAGCACUGGAGUCAUGUUCCCAAUAACAACAGAGAGGACCAGAAUGCUGAGGAUAAAGGACAAAAACAAGUUCUACUUUCCCCUAUUACAGUCCAGCAGAGACUUAGUGGGAACCAUCUGUCCCACAUUGGACUGUGAAUAUCCAAGAAAAUACCUUUUCACAGAUCUUGAUGGGAGAACCCUGGGUCUACCCCCACCAGUUUCUGUGUUUCCAAGGACAGAGGAAGAGUGGACUGGAUCCUUCCUCAAUACAGGGAUAUGGUACUGGUUCUUAAACUCUCAGGAAAUCUACUGUAUAUCCAGAGAAGAACAGAAAUGCACAUUCCGAGCGGUGAUCCAGGGCUUCUUCUGUAAGGAGACUGAACAUGCAGUCCUAAUUCUUGAUAAUGUUGAUGCAACUUGGACAAUCCCCAAAUCACACCCACUUGUAUCUGUUACUAAUGGUUUUGUGGACACAUUUAGCAUUGUGAAGGACAGUGAUUUAUGCUCUCCCACAAGCUCUCUGUCUACUUUUUAUUCCAUCUUGCCCACCAAACAAAUGACCAAAGUGUGCUUUCCAGAUCAAACUCCUCGAUUCCUGCGUUUUCUUCUAUUGGGAAACCGAAGAGCCUCUAAGCUCAUUUUGGCUGUAUUCUACAAUGAGAUUCAGAGCCCUCACGUUUUCUUAGACAAGAGCUUUAUUCCACCUACUCCAUUAGAGUCAGCAUUUUCAUUGUUGGCUGAGCCUGCUGGUGCCAACUAUUUCGACAUCAUGAAUAACCUCUUGUAUGUUGUCCUGCAAGGAGAGGAGCCUGUUGAAAUAUAUUCAAGCAUUUCCAUUCAUUUGGCGUUGACCGUGACAUUUUCAGUCCUAGAAAAGGGCUGGGAGAGAGCAAUGCUUGAAAGCCUAACCGACUUCUUCCAGAUUGACCCAAACCAAAUCAGACUCACUCUUGAGAUGCCUGGCAACAAAGAGACCUUAGAGGUCAUUGCAAACAGUGAAGGAAAACGAAACCGCAACUGCCCAACUGUAACUUGUGGUGGCCCUUCUAUCAGAUAUGGUCAACGCAGACCUCUCAUGGCAGAAAUGACAUCACUUAAGACCACACCAGCAACAACUCUGGAAACUUUCUCAAAGGUGAUUGUCAUUGAAAUUGGUGAUCUGCCAAACAUAAGGAACAGUGAACCCAUUCAGUCCUUACCAAGUAACAGAUUACAGAGAUUGGUGAACCAGGUUAUCACUGCUCAACAGACUGGAGCUCUUGAAAAUGUCCUAGGUAUGACUGUUGGGGCCCUACUAGUGACUCAGUCCAAGGGAGUCACAGGAUAUAGAAAUGCAAGUAGUUUAAUAACUAGGAACCUGAUAUUUACCCGGCCCUCUGAGCUUUCCAUCCUGGUGCAGCCUUCUGAUGGAGAAGUGGGAAUAGAAUUGCCAAUUCAGCCACGACUUGUCUUCCUGGAUGAGAAGAAUGAGAGAGUAGAGACUUUGGGGCUCCCCGCAGAACCUUGGAUUAUUUCAGUUUCUCUGGAAGGGGCAUCUGAAUCAAUGCUAAAAGGGUGUACCCAGGCAGAAACACGGGAUGGCUAUGUGACCUUCUCCAGAUUGGCUGUCUUGAUCUCUGGGUCAAACUGGCACUUGGUUUUUACUGUUAUAUCCCCUCCAGCAGGUACUAAUUUUACAGCUCGAUCCAAGGCCUUUGCUGUCUUGCCUGUGGCCAGCAAGGAGAGAUCAACUAUCAUCUUGGCCUUGUCUCUGUGCUCAGUGACAUCAUGGGUGGCUCUGAGCUGUCUCGUUUGCUGCUGGCUGAAGAAAAACAAAACCAGAAAAAUAAAACCAGAAGACAUAUCUGAAUCCCAGGCUAAGGAACAAAAGAAGAAUACCCGUAUCUCCUCCAAACCCAGAGGACUGCAAGUAAAGACAGCAAAAGAGGACACUUUGAUGGGAGAAGAUAUGAGAAUGAAGGUCAUGCAGGGAAUGCAGAGCCAGUUUCCCCGACACUCAAUGGAUGGAGUGUCCAAAAGGAAAGUUAGCCGCCUUGCUGUCCCAGAGGAAAGAACAGCUACACCUGCCCCAAAGAUUCCCAGAAUCACCUGUGUUCCAGGACCACUUGCUCAGCAGCUGACCCUGCAGGAGCCUGGGAACUGGCAGGAGGCCCAACAGCAGUUGCUCAGAUACCAGCUGGCAGGCCACAAUCAGCUGCUCCUGUCCCGCCCAGACCUCAGGCAAGAGAGGAAACAGGGUCAGGAGCCUAGCCAGCUGGACAAAGGGAGUGACUGCACGGGACUGGCUCAAGAGAAGGACACUUGCGUUCCCACUGAGGCGUUCUACCUCCACCCUGCCCCACCAGAAACUAUCCAGUAACAGCUGUGGGCAUGGAGCACUGUGGGCAUUUGUAUGAAAAGGAGAAAAUGUUCAAAAUUAUUUCUGCAUUGUAAAUGGGGGAGGAGAGGUCUGACCUGUUUGGACAAGUACGGAGAAUGUGAACUCUAAAUCUUUAAACUUUAAUAUGGAAGACAGUCAGGCAAAUGCUGGUAGACUGAGAUUGUGAUCAAUUAUGUCUCUUGUACCUCUCAUUGAUCCUACCCAAUUCCAGCAAAUAAUAGAAUCUCAAAGACUUGCUGAUAUUUUCUGGGGUUCAAAUUGGUUACACUGCAGCCAACUUAAUACCUGUGCUAUAUAUACUGAAUUUCACCGGUAGCAACUGUGAUUAAGCUUCUCUUACAAUCAACACUCAGGAUGCUUAAGGAUUGUCUUAUGGAAGACCUGUGAUAGCUUUAGUUAGCUGAUGUUGUAUCUGCAGCACUAUAGAAAUAUCCAGGAGAUACUUUACACCAAAGUUUACCCUCCAAACAGAGUUACCUUAAUAAAACUUACUUGCAGAUUUUA
This is a messenger RNA of Mus pahari (shrew mouse), 13555 nucleotides long. RefSeq names its product PKHD1 ciliary IPT domain containing fibrocystin/polyductin (gene Pkhd1). The record is from RefSeq and is a predicted model, not a curated record. Lineage: Eukaryota; Metazoa; Chordata; Mammalia; Rodentia; Muridae. The transcript is spliced from 71 exons. Bases 506 to 13030 code for a protein of 4174 amino acids.